AUGACCAUCCGUGAUGAUAUCAGCGACCCAGAUUGGCAGCCUUUGGCAAACAAUGUCAGAACAAAACCACCAGAAAAUACCGUCUUCGUCGUCAUCGAUGUCAGGGAUAAGCAAGGUGCGAUUUUUGUGCACGAAUCGGGGACCGAUGACAUCAUCAAAAGGGUGCCUAGAUGCCUUGUUGAUUUGAACCUCAUGGUUAACUUGAGAUCGGGUGGAACGCCUGAUCUGACGAAGGAAUACACACUGCAUGAAAGGAAUCCAGAAACGCCAGAGGUACACCAAGGCGACAACCAAAAACCUGUUGCCCUUGGGGCAUUCAAGAUAGACACAAUGGAUGAAUCAAACAACUCAAAUAUCGAAUAUGAAGACUUAGUUGAGGACACCAAGAUGUCAGAUAAUAAUCUACGAAAAGCCUCCACCGCGGAGCCAGCAAAUGUAGAAGAACAGCUAGAGCCUCUAGUUGAGAUAGUCUCCAUUGUCAACAACCUCUAG
Histoplasma capsulatum G186AR is the source of this 492-nucleotide messenger RNA. RefSeq lists its product as uncharacterized. The transcript has 3 exons. NCBI's taxonomy places the organism in Eukaryota, Fungi, Ascomycota, Eurotiomycetes, Onygenales, Ajellomycetaceae. The coding region runs from base 1 to 492 and encodes 163 amino acids. The record is from RefSeq and is a predicted model, not a curated record.